AUGUUUGCAAACGCACGCUGCACUUGUCGCUCCAAUCACGCGGGACUAGCUUGGCUUUAUUUUUUAUGUGCGUGCGGCGAGGUACGGCGGUUUUAGAAAUGGUUGACACCCGUUAUUGGUCCAGAGAUUUCAUGAUUAACUUCAUAGAAGGGUACAAAGCAAAUCCAUGUUUAUGGAAAAUUCGUUCGAAAGAAUAUACCAAUAAAAAUUUAAAAAAUGAAGUAUACGACAAAUUAGUUAAGCUGUGUAAAAGUAUUUAUCCAGAAGCAAACCGAGAUUUUGUGGUAAAAAAAUUCAGGGCUUGCGAGGACCUUUUCGAAAAGAGGUCAAAAAGGUAGAAGAGUCAAAAAGAAGUGGUGCUUCUGCUGACGACGUCUACAUAUCUUCAUUGUGGUAUUAUGAUUUGUUACUCUUUACGAAGGAUCAGGAAAUGCCGACUAACAGUAUAAAUAAUAUUGAAGAAAAUGAAAUUGAAGGGCAAAUUUUGGAGCAGGAAUUACCAGAAUAUCCUCGACCUACAGAAAGUACUGGAUCGCCAUCCACAAGUACAUUAAAGAAAAAAGAUAAUUGUCAAAGAGCAAAUAAGAGAAAAGUACAUGUUUCCACUGAAAGCAAGGAAUUUGUUGAUUUUUGCAAAACAGCAUUGGGCUCUCAACCAAGUAUGCCUAUUACCGAAUUUGACGCUGUCGGAAUUAGCGUUGCCAAGAAAUUGCAGAGAAUGCAACCAACUCGAGCAAUAUACGCGGAGAGUAUUAUUAAUCAAGUACUAACAAAGGGUUUGUUGGGUACUUUAUCACAAGAAACUAAUAUAUCUGAUGGAUUUAAACCACCUUUCUCGACAGACUGCAGCAGUAACGUCUCACGUCCAGCAAGUUCAUGUUCUUACACACCUGUAGAGGUUUGUCAUUCCUGGCAGACGCAGUAUUCACACCACACAGCAACUGCAGUUGCAGAUAAUAAUUCCCAGGAUUCUACUGCUGCAUUAUUUUAUGAGAACUCUUCUGAUUUUAUA
Acanthoscelides obtectus is the source of this 1012-nucleotide messenger RNA. The record is from the annotation of a GenBank genome assembly. NCBI's taxonomy places the organism in Eukaryota, Metazoa, Arthropoda, Insecta, Coleoptera, Chrysomelidae.